Messenger RNA from Siniperca chuatsi (mandarin fish), 3800 nucleotides. RefSeq names its product phosphatidylinositol binding clathrin assembly protein a (gene picalma). The coding region runs from base 274 to 2388 and encodes 704 amino acids. Gene Ontology annotation, biological process: clathrin-dependent endocytosis; synaptic vesicle budding from presynaptic endocytic zone membrane; clathrin coat assembly. The record is from RefSeq and is a predicted model, not a curated record. The transcript has 24 exons. NCBI's taxonomy places the organism in Eukaryota, Metazoa, Chordata, Actinopteri, Centrarchiformes, Sinipercidae. Gene Ontology annotation, cellular component: clathrin-coated vesicle; synaptic vesicle; clathrin-coated pit. Gene Ontology annotation, molecular function: SNARE binding; clathrin heavy chain binding; 1-phosphatidylinositol binding.
AAUGUAGCUUUUAUUGUGAAAAAUGGUGUCCGGAAGUAACAUCUAUUUUUAAUCUGUCUAUGUAGCUACGGUAUGUGAGAAAGAUUUGUACGGGAACUGGGAAGACAAAUUGAGAAGAGACCGUAACGUUAGACGUGAGGGAUCGAUUUAAAGACUGGUGUUGUCAGGUGGCACAGAGUCUUUGAAAACCGAAACCGUCCACAAAACCCAGGCUGUUCCGCUGGAUUUGGAAGCGUUUCUGUAACUGUGACCGUUUAUUCGAUCCGAUACAGGAUGUCUGGACAGAGCAUUACAGACAGGAUAACCGCCGCUCAGCACAGUGUCACCGGGUCGGCGAUUUCCAAAACUGUGUGCAAGGCGACCACGCAUGAAAUAAUGGGGCCAAAAAAGAAACAUUUGGAUUACUUGAUUCAGUGCACAAAUGAGAUGAAUGUGAACAUCCCUCAGCUGGCCGACACACUGUUUGAGAGGACCACCAACACCAGCUGGGUGGUUGUCUUCAAGUCCCUCACCACAACACACCAUCUGAUGGUCUACGGCAGUGAGAGAUUUAUACAGUAUCUGGCUUCAAGGAACACACUAUUCAACCUCAGCAAUUUUUUGGACAAAAGUGGCCUACAAGGCUAUGAUAUGUCAACGUUCAUAAGGAGGUAUAGCCGCUACCUGAAUGAGAAGGCUGUGUCGUACAGACAAGUUGCUUUUGACUUCACUAAAGUGAAAAGAGGGUCUGAUGGAGUGAUGAGAACCAUGAACACAGAGAAACUCCUCAAGACCAUCCCUAUUAUCCAAAAUCAGAUGGAUGUGCUACUUGAUUUCAAUGUCAAUGCUAAUGAACUGACAAAUGGUGUGAUCAAUGCAGCCUUCAUGCUUCUGUUCAAGGAUGCGAUCCGACUGUUUGCAGCGUACAAUGAGGGCAUAAUCAACCUCCUGGAGAAAUACUUUGACAUGAAGAAAAUCCAGUGCAAAGAAGGACUUGAGAUCUACAAGAAAUUCCUUACACGAAUGACAAGAAUCUCAGAGUUCCUCAAAGUUGCAGAGCAAGUGGGAAUUGAUCGAGGGGACAUCCCAGAUCUGUCUCAGUUUACAGUUUGUGCCCCCAGCAGCCUUCUGGAUGCCCUGGAGCAGCACUUGGCCUCUUUGGAGGGAAAGAAAGUCAAAGACUCAACAGCGGCCAGCAGGGCUAGCACCCUCUCUAAUGCGGUCUCGUCCCUGGCCAACACCGGCAUAUCUUUCACCAAAGUUGACGAGAGGGAAAAACAGGCAGCCCUGGAAGAAGAGCAGGCUCGCCUAAAAGCACUAAAAGAGCAGCGUCUGAAAGAGCUCCAGAAGAAUCCUGCUGCAGCUACCACAGACUCCUCCCCUGUCUCCCAGGUGGGCGGGACCAUCAACUCAGCCCCUACCAUUGACCUCUUCUCCACCUCCAGCUCCACCAACAGUGCCUUCAAGGCAGCAAACGACCUGCUGGACCUACAACCAGCUUUCGAGCAGACGCUGCCUCUCUCCACCACCAACACAUGGGGAGAUCCUUUCACCUCUGCUGCAGAAGCUGUGGAGGAAUCCAUUCCAAACUCAAACCCUUUCCUCACACUACCUGUUGUUGAUACUGUCCACCUGUCACCGGCGUCCUCGGCUGCUGGCAGCCUGUCCUCUAGGACACCUAGCCAUGAAGUGUUUGAUCAUUACAAUCCCUUUUUUGACUCAAGCUCUUCCCUGGCAUCUGAUCUUGAUACGACUGCACAGAUAGAGACAUUUAUCACAGACUCUUUCUGUCGACCAAGCCCUUACAACACCACUCCUCUCCUCCAAUCUGAGCCCCCUGCCAUAGCUGGUCUAUUCAGAGGGUUUACAUCCUCCCCAACGCUCCAGCAGCCACAAAACUCUCGAGGCCUUAACGUCGACUUUGACUCAGUAUUUGGCAACAACACCAAUGCCAACAACCUGGAUUCUACAGACAUUUUAGGUGGCAUCCUCAAACCCACAGUGGCAUCCUCACCCCAUCAGGGCAUGACCCUGAACGGUCAACAGCCCCACAAACUGGUGUCCAACGACCUGGACUCGUCACUGGCCAAUCUUGUUGGCAGUCUGGGAAUUGCCAACGGCACAGCAAAAAAUGAUCUUCACUGGAGUCAGCCUGGUGAGAAGAAGCUGACAGGUGGAACCAACUGGCAACCCAAGACAGCUCCCUCUACCACCUGGAACCCUGCAGCCAUGGCACCAUCUGUCGUGGCCUUCCCUGCAACCACACCGACGGGCAUGAUGGCAUAUGCAAUGCCUCCUCACAUGGGCUCCAUGAUGAUGACACAGCCCACUAUGAUGUACACCCAGCCUGUGAUGAGGCCAGCCAACCCCUUUGGCCCCAAUCCAGGUGCACAGAUGCAGUUUAUGUAACCUGAGGGGGGGGAGUCUUUCCCGUUUGAAGAUGAUUCACAACAAAGUCAACUAUCCAAGCAAACCUGCUGUUUGCUUCUAAUUAACUCACCUCUCUGAGAAUGAAAGGCCCAAGUAAGACUUGUUGAAUAAAAUCACAGUGACUGGGAGUGGCUCUGGCCAUCUCAGAGAGGCAUCACAGUGGACAUUGUGCCCAUCUAGUCAUGUCUAAGUCAUAGAAGGAGAAGAAGACUGCGUGCUGCCAUUCAAAACCACGUGGACAGGGAGCAGCCCCUACUGUAUCCUGGACUAAGAGAAACACAACACCCAAAGGGAGAGCUUUCUGACAUCACUGUUUAUGUACCUGGGGAAAAAAACAAGUUGGGUUGUCACACUGUUUGAGUUGUCUUUUUUUGUUCCUCUUUCUCCAGGUGAGGCUGGGAGAGUCACUUCUUUUGAUUAUCAAUCAUGAUUCCCGUCUUAAAGCAUCCCCAGAUUAGAAAACAAUUGCAAACUCCUCUUUAUAUCACACUUUUUUUAUGUAUUGUUUGCAGUAGACAUUCCGUGUGUAUUGUUUGUAUUUAUUUAUGAUUACCUUCAGAGAGGAUGACGUAAAAAAAAAAAAUUAAAUAAAAAUAAAGUAAGUAUGUAACUAGUCACUGACUUCCUCCUUGUGGAAGGUCUUCAGGUUUAUAGAUAGGUAUGAUUGAUUGUAGAAUUGGAUUUUGAGUGAUUUGAGAUGAUUUUUAAAAAAAGUUAAUAUAAAGUUUAAAGAGAUGACACAUUUUGCUGUUGGGGCUCUAAAUAUUCUCUGUACUCGCCUUGUACAGUUACCUGUGGCUCGAGGGGUCACACAGAGGGAGUGUGUGAACAUAAUAAUUCAUUAACAUACGGCAUAUUGGUGGGGCCGAUGUCUAUGAAUUUGGCAUGGGAACGUUUUUCACAUCAGCAAAAGCACUACAUUUUGUGAUUGAGGCAGCACUGCAUUGGAAAGGAAUCUGCAUUUAUGCUUUUGACGCUUUUGGCAUGCCAUUUAUUCUUACAUUUAACAAAGCUCCUGGCUGCCUUUUUUCAACCUGAAUGUGCAGGGUCCCUUUCAUGCUCAGAUCAUGUUUCCAUAGGCGAGCACUGGGGAAUUUUGGAACAAUGUCGGGGCAUGGGGAGGCGUCAGGUGUAGGUUCAGAGCGACUGGUAACUGGUAGGGAUGGGGGUGGGGGGCAACUAGUUGUGCAGGAGAAUAGAGCACUGUUGAUCGGUGCUUUGUGUAUAUAAAACUUAUCCUGCCAAUUACAAGAAUGGAUGGGUGCAGGUAUGAAAGAUGGUCUGAACAUAAAAGUGGCCCUUAAUCCAUUAACUGAGCAUAUUUGCUGCAUUGUCCCUGCAGAUUAUAUUUUUGUUUGUUUGAUUUUUACAAUAAAGUCCAUGCUUCCACA